UCUCCUAAAAACGGUUUUUAUUGAAAAACGUGUUAAUUCAGACCAUCUGACGCACGUGACGCCAAAAAUUCAAACAAACCCUUGGGGCAUUUGUUGAAUCUGUGAGGGCCAACUUGCAAGUCCGACCCGCAACACAACGAUGCAGCACCAUCGGGUGAUCUUGUCAUCCGAGGACGAGGAAGGUAUCUACAAGGCUCUCAUGAAGCAAGUGCAGACUUCCAUCCUCACAACACCGGCCAUACGCCUCGUCCACGCGACACGACAGGAGGGGUAUCGCCUCUACGAGCAACACCAUGGCGUUCGCGUGUACACGCGCAAGUCAGCGUCUGGCGGGGAAGAGACCAUGUCUGUGAGUUACAGCCAGAACCACCUCACAUUUGAAAACCUCGUGUACCUCCUCUUGGCACCAUCGACCGAAGAACAUCGGAUACAGCAAACGUUGUUUCAUGAUGACGCAUUCCUCGACGGAUGUGUCCUCAGCACAGUGUUAUCCCCCACCGACGAGGAUCCGUUUCAAUGGUACGGCCUCAAGUACACCAAGAUGGCGCUGUCGUCGUACCGUUUUGUCGACCCCCGCGACCUCUGCUACGUCGAGAUCUCAGGAACAACGAUCAAUAUGGAAGGUAACACCGUACUGUACGUAAUGCGGGAAUCGAUGACCCUCAACUCGGUGCCGCUUGUGCCUGAUGCCAUCCGCGGCCGCGUCAAGUCGCUCAGUCUGCACACCGAAUGCCCCAACGGCACAAUCGAGCAUGUCCAUUUUUCGUACCUGAAUCCAUUCGGAUCGGUCCCUGCCUUUCUAUUCAAACCGACCCAGCUUCGCAUGAACACGCUCGUGGAGCGGUACGCCGAGCUCAUUCACUUCAAGCGCAUGCUGGAGCUGUCCAAGCACUGCACCACCUUUUUCCCCCACAGCCAGUACGUCGUAUCUAUUGUUGCGUCCUAUGACGUGGCACGCUCGUGUGCAUCAUCCAAACUUAGAAAAGCGUGUGGAUCGUGCGACCGGUCGUUUUGGGCCCUCAUGACACGGUAUUAUUGCCGGUCGUGUGGCGAGGUACAUGUCGUCCUCCUCUUGUGGACAGCAAAGUCGGUGACGUUAUCGUGGUGUAAAGGUGAUCUGUGGCAACUGUGCGAUUUUCAUUCCCCGGCCCAAAGAACAGCUCUUCCAGACGCAUUUGAGCGUGGUUAAAGAAGAGUAUUGCAAAACUUGCUACCUCCACGUGCGCGGCCCCACGUCGUCUUCGAUGACGUCGUCGUCCAGCAUUGGCGGUACGUGUUCCUUUCAACAAAGCGAUGGACGUCAUGGCAGGCCCGACGUAGGGGGCGCCACGUUUAUGCUGUCGUCGCGCCACUUUCCCAAAGAUUCAGAGACGACGUACCAAUCGAAUCGAUCGCUGCUGUCCAUGCCCACCUCCCGUCGCGGCUACAAGACUCCAUCAACAAAGCAGGCCACGCUGUCGAUGAUCCCACCUCUGCGAGGUUAACUUAACACCCUACGUUCGUUGCGACGAGUUGCUGGCCCCUGAAAUCCCUCAUCUACUGUAGUACAAACUGUACGUGCAUUCGCAGCAGCAUGAUAACACUCACACAAGCAAUGUUGCAUCUGGA
Molecule: messenger RNA, 1608 nt
Organism: Aphanomyces astaci
Lineage: Eukaryota; Oomycota; Saprolegniomycetes; Saprolegniales; Verrucalvaceae
Exons: 3
Coding region: 140-1189 (349 amino acids)
Molecular function (GO): metal ion binding
Source: RefSeq, a predicted model, not a curated record